AUGCCUCCCAAGAGGUCUGGCAAAGUUCGAAAGCGGCCACAUGCUGAGGCAGGCCGCUCGCCUUCCCCGAGCCGACCCGCAAAGCAGCCAAAGCUAUCAGCUUCAGCUUCAGCUUCAGCUUCACCACCUCCGAGUCCCGAAGAGAAGAAGACGCGCAAGUCAGACAAGCCUGAUGAAGGAUGUCCCGGCUGGUGGCCCCCUGAGUUCGCACCCGCCGGGAAACCACUCCCCGCCAACAAGGCUGGCAUGAGAAAGGUCAUCAAGGCCUUUCAGGAUGCCAAUCGCGAUCCUGCCGAGCUAUGGAGUGAGGGAGGUCUGAUGGUCCAGCUUGUCCGUCAAGAUCCUGUCGGAAGGAUCCACCAGCGAAUCUUUAACAAGAUUGAUUUUGAGAAUCUGGUGCCCAAGACCCCUUCUCAGACUCAGAGAGACGAGGUGGCCAGCAGGCAAGAUGAGCAAGCAUCGUUUGAUAGAGAGAGUACCGAGCCGACGACCGAGCCCCUUGCAGAGUCAGUAACGAUCGCCGAGACAUCAGUCCUUGAAGCUACAGAGUCCACUAGUAGCCAGCCUCAGAGCACCGAUAUAGACAAACCUAUGAGUGCUACCAUCGAUGCCCUACGAAACGGCAUUGGACUAGACAGCCAAGACAUGGCGCGGUGUGCGAAUCUGUUCCCCCGCCCUUCAGAUUGGUACAUCUUCCCACCCGGCUCCUCCUUCACAGGAGCCGAUGAAAUCCACGCUCAACAUCCCGCUCUGAAAGCCCAACACAUCGCAUUCUUCGUCUACAACAAAGACAAUGACCAAUGGGGUCUCUGUCAUCUCGACGUGGGCAGGGUAACUCUGGUCCACCUCUUGACAAACCAUUUCACCAAUGUCCCUGCAGCGGAACUUGUAGAUUGGUUAAGAUCGCAACGAAAGCUCAGCAUGAAAGGGAUGAUGUUCGUGAAACAACGCGGCCCUAUUCACCUAGAUAGUCCUAGCGGGGAGAUCUGUGCGCUUGUCUUCCUGAAAUGCCUUAUGGCUGAGGAGAGGGUUCCUCGAUAUGUCGACAUCGCAACCGCCCGUAUGGAAUUCAUAAAGAUGAUGGGACCGGCUGGUGCAGAUGAGGACAUAGCUACCCAAACCUUGACCUCCACCCCAAGCGCCGGCUUGAGCGGCGAGACGAUUGCCACUGGAAUACCAAAGGAUCAGGCUAUCUCCAUUGAUCCCAAGCUUCAAGCGCCUUCUUGCAGUUACUUUUCGGCUCAGCCUUUAAACCCCAUGGAGCCAAUCCCCUCGAAGCAGGAACUUGCAAUGACCUCUUCUUGUGCGACGCCAAAGCGAUCAGAGCAGACAGUGCUCAUUUCGUCAUCCGAGAGCUCCCCGAAGCCUGCACCUGAUGAACAUGAGUUUGGAGGACCUGCAGACGAUGAAGCAGCGAAGGCUCAAUCUGCAGACCCUGCACCUGUAGGCAACGCGCGAGUGUCAGAGACAAGCACACCUUCAAGCAAUUCCGACGAUCCUCUCACCCUUGCCCAGUCUCUCGAAGUCAAUUUCACGGCUUUUCUCAACCAACGACGCAAGCUUGAAGCCUGCGUAAAGGCCGAGAAAACCAGCGCAGAGAAGAAUGAUGAGACGAUCGCCGAGCUCAAGCAAGCUCGCCAGGAACUCAUGAAAAGGCACAGCAGUAGCAUAUACGAACUGAGAUGCAAGGUUUCUGAGUUGGAGAUACACCUUGAAGCAGCGAAAGGAGCCCUUGAGACUGCGGAGAGGGCGGAGCAGGAGUCUGGUGCUCGUCUUGCGGAGCUUGGGGACAAGAUUCGAGGUGAAGAGAGAAGUAAGGCUGGAGCUGCUAAGAGGAUCAAGCAGUGGGAGGCUACGCUGGCCAAGACUGCGUUCCAGUCUAUGUAA
This is a messenger RNA of Fusarium subglutinans, 1887 nucleotides long. RefSeq lists its product as uncharacterized. The transcript is spliced from 2 exons. The coding region runs from base 1 to 1887 and encodes 628 amino acids. The record is from RefSeq and is a predicted model, not a curated record. NCBI's taxonomy places the organism in Eukaryota, Fungi, Ascomycota, Sordariomycetes, Hypocreales, Nectriaceae.